AUGGCGUCAGCGAAGAAACGAGUUGAAAUGGCGAUGGCAUCGAAGGCGAAACUACAAACGACAACAAUGGCAAGCGCUCCACAUGUACAAAUUAACACUCAUGUUGAAGAUCCUCAGAAAUCAUUAGAGGAACUUUUUACGGAGGGUAUGCGAACUCACGGAAAACAUUUUGAACGCAAAAAGCCAAGCGUACCGGCGUCAUUUAAUCAGCGACCGGUGUCAUCACUGAAGCCAUAUGUUUCUUCUGCGGAAGGAUCAAGUGAUGAUGGACUUGGCUCUAGUGGAAGACAUACUUUAAGUCCAAGUUCUGUUUCCUCUACUCAGUUAAACACAUCUUAUCAAGGGCCUUAUCAUCCUAGACAAAGUUCUGCACCUGCUCUUAUCAAUUAUGAAGAUAAUCUCGAACAUCAGUCUAGUCGUUUGAUUCCGGGUGUAACGCAUGCGCCUUCCAAGUCGUUGAGUGUUAUGGCAGUGUCACAUGUUGGUGAGCAAUAUCAGAUAACAUCGCAUCGUGCCGCAAAAAGUUGCGAUUUAGAUUGUGAACCUGGCAGACAUUUCGAGCAAGCUUAUCCACCUCAGGGACAAGCUUACUUUGUUGACACUGCAACCGAUGUUACUUAUUGGAGUGAGCCUCGUGCUAAAAGUCAGUCUCUAGAUCCAAUGACACUAGUUGCUAAUGAAAGUUCUAUUAUGGAACAAAGACAUCAGCAGCAAGCUAUCUUCCAGCCUUCAUUACCUGUAUCACAAACAGAAGCUGACGAUGGCUUAGGGCCAUUACCAGAUGGAUGGGCCAAACGGUAUGACCAAAAUGGAGAAGUUUAUUUCGUGGAUCAUAACAGUCGUGAAACCACAUGGUAUGAUCCGAGAAUACCAGCACACUUACAAGAAGAACGAAUUUGGCAAAGGCAUGGUUGUAGUAGACAGAAUACGGAUCAAAUUAGAAGGAAUAUUUAUGAAGUGCCUCUGGAUCAUUCAUCAAUUCGAAGGCAACAGUUAAAGAUGGAAAGACGAGAUAUGCAAGAGCGCCAGCAGCAACUUUAUAGACAGGGCUGGAUUGGUCCACCAUGGCAAGCAGCUCAACAGCAACAUCCUCAAAAUCCAGUCCCUUCAAUGGUCCAUCAGCAACAAGAUAUUCCUGCAGCUUCUGGCUAUAGUGAUUACUUCUUAACUGGACAAACAGUUUCCAAUGAGUAUCUCGGACGGAGUCCAUACUACGCUCACAAUCGAAACAUAUCGAACGAUUCUGCUGUCGACAAUACUAUGGAAAUUGAUUACGUUACCGCGGGUCAAGUAGGCAUCGUCCCUCUUCAAAGUACUCACGAAAUUGAUCCAAAUCUUGUCAGAGAUCUGAAUGCGCAAGAUUUAAAUCCGCAUGAUUUUGAUCAAUAUCUUCAGCUCAACGAUAAUCGUUCGCCUGCAGCUGUUGCUAAACCUUAUUUGUAA
Molecule: messenger RNA, 1443 nt
Organism: Thelazia callipaeda (thelaziosis nematode)
Lineage: Eukaryota; Metazoa; Nematoda; Chromadorea; Rhabditida; Thelaziidae
Source: the annotation of a GenBank genome assembly